AUGGAUGAGUUGGUGAAGGAAAGAGCGAGUGAGGCAAGAACCACCACCACCACCACUACCUCAACCAGCACCUCCACUGCCUCCACCCUUUCCUUCGCUCCUAGCGCCGCAUUCGCAUUCGCCUUCGUCGCCGCCGCCGCCGCCGCUACCGCUACCACCAGCUCUUCCGUUACUCCGCCCUCCUCAAGACCACCGCAACCCAAGGCCUCCCGUGGUAUUGUGGGUAUCACCCGCACUAUCCACCUGAAAUCUCGCAAGUUGCAAGUCCCCUGUGGUGCUGCCGAAGACUCUUCCUCGUCCGACCGUACCGUAUUCCGUGUCGUUCUCCAGCUCCUCGAUCGGAACGCCGCUCUCUCCAAGUCGCCUGGCUAG
This is a messenger RNA of Cyclocybe aegerita, 372 nucleotides long. NCBI's taxonomy places the organism in Eukaryota, Fungi, Basidiomycota, Agaricomycetes, Agaricales, Hemipholiotaceae. The record is from the annotation of a GenBank genome assembly.